Messenger RNA from Oncorhynchus kisutch (coho salmon), 9434 nucleotides. RefSeq names its product protein-methionine sulfoxide oxidase mical3a. The transcript has 38 exons. Bases 336 to 6995 code for a protein of 2219 amino acids. The record is from RefSeq and is a predicted model, not a curated record. Gene Ontology annotation, molecular function: FAD binding; protein binding. NCBI's taxonomy places the organism in Eukaryota, Metazoa, Chordata, Actinopteri, Salmoniformes, Salmonidae.
UGUCCGUUUUCAAGUUGCGCCUUCUCGCAGUAUAGUUGAAUGUGCCAAACAAACUAUAGAUUACACACACAUACAUUACCAGGCGGAAUAUAGAAACGGCAAUAAUAACCGAAAUGGGAUAAAUCUUCCGGAUAUACGACAGGAUUGUAUAAACAUAUGGACCAAAGCUAAGAAGAGGUGCAUUCGCGGAUCGUUUGUAAGAGUGUCCAUUUUCUAAGAUUCUAGCUAGAACGAAGAUGCUUGAGGCAGGGAGCUAAAGGCCUCACCAGAGCGGAGUGCGUGCUAGAGCCAGGGGCUGGGGCCUGACCAGAGGCCCCUGAGAGGGUUGCAGGUCCAUGGGGACCAUGGGGGAUCCUGGAGGCUUCACCACCACAGGGGAGCGGGUGAACCCUGCCCACGUAAUGUUUGACCGCUUCACCCAGGCCUCCACCUGUAAAGGCACGCUCAAGGCCUUCCAGGAGCUCUGUGACCAUCUGGAUCUCAAGCCCUGCGAGUACCGGAUCUUCUACCACAAGCUCAAGUCCAGGCUCAACUACUGGAAGGCCAAGGCACUCUGGGUUAAGCUAGACAAGCGGGCAGGCCAGAAGGAGUACAAGAAGGGACGAGCAUGUGUCAACUCUAAGUGUCUGAUCAUUGGGGCGGGACCAUGUGGCCUGCGGACGGCCAUCGAGCUGGGCUUCCUGGGGGCCAAGGUGGUGCUGCUGGAGAAGAGAGAUGCUUUCUCCAGGAACAACGUGCUCCACCUGUGGCCCUUCUCCAUCCAGGACCUCAGGGGCCUCGGGGCAAAGAAAUUCCACGGAAAGUUCUGCGCUGGAGCCAUCGACCAUAUCAGUAUCCGCCAGCUCCAACUGAUGCUGCUAAAGGUGGCCCUGCUCCUGGGCAUCGAGAUCCACGUCAAUGUGGAGUUCAAGGGUCUCAUCGAGCCCCCCGAGGACCAGGAGAACGAGAGGAUAGGGUGGAGGGCUGAGGUCCACCCCAGGACACACCCAGUCAACGAGUUGGAGUUUGACGUCAUCAUUGGGGCAGACGGAAGAAGAAACACGCUGGCAGGGUUCAGGAGGAAGGAGUUCCGAGGCAAGUUGGCCAUCGCCAUCACGGCCAACUUUAUCAACAGGAACACCACGGCCGAGGCCAAGGUGGAGGAGAUCAGUGGAGUGGCCUUCAUCUUCAACCAGAAGUUCUUCCAGGACCUCCGGGAAGCCACGGGAAUUGACCUAGAAAACAUUGUCUACUACAAGGAUGACACGCACUACUUUGUCAUGACUGCCAAGAAACAGAGCCUGCUGGAGAAGGGAGUCAUUCUGCAUGAUUAUGCAGACACAGAGAUGCUCCUGUCUAGGGCUAACGUGGACCAGGAGGCUCUUCUCUCUUAUGCCCGCGAGGCCGCAGACUUCUCCACCAACCACCAGCUGCCCACUCUGGACUUUGCCAUCAACCACUACGGACAGCCCGACGUGGCCAUGUUCGACUUCACCUGCAUGUACGCCUCAGAAAAUGCGGCGCUCGUGCGCCAACGCAAUGGACGCCAGCUACUGGUGUCUCUGGUGGGGGACAGUCUACUGGAGCCCUUCUGGCCCAUGGGCACUGGUAUAGCCCGGGGUUUCCUGGCAGCCAUGGACUCGGGCUGGAUGGUGAAGAGCUGGGCCCAGGGAAACACCCCUCUGGACGUGCUGGCUGAGAGGGAGAGCAUAUAUCGCCUGCUGCCUCAGACAACGCCAGAGAACAUCAGUAAAAAUUUCAGCCACUACAGUGUGGAUCCCACCACGCGCUACCCUAACAUCAGCCUCCACUUCCUCAGGCCCAACCAGGUACAACACCUCAUUGACACAGGGGAUUCAAGCCGUGAAAUGCGUAUCGAAAUGGAGAAUGUAGUGACCUCGUCAACACCCAAGCUCACCCGAAAUGAGUCCAUCGCUCGCUCCAGCAAGCUGCUGAACUGGUGUCAGAGACAGACAGAGGGCUACAGGAAAGUCAGUGUGACCGACCUCACCAUGUCCUGGAAGAGUGGCAUGGCCCUGUGUUCCCUCAUCCACCGCUACAGACCUGACCUCAUUGACUUUGACUCCCUGGACGAACGGGACCAACAGAAAAACAACCAGUUGGGCUUCGACGUGGCCGAGCGGGAGUUUGGAAUCUCCCCCUGCAUGACGGGCAAGGAGAUGUCCCAGGUGUCAGAGCCUGACAAGCUCUCCAUGGUCAUGUACCUCAGCCAGUUCUACGAGAUGUUCAAGGACACAGUUCCCCCUGGGGCCGGCGAUAACCAGAACAUGAGCCCUGAGGAGAAGGCUGCGUUGAUCAACAGCACUAAGUCUCCCAUCUCCUUCCUUAGCAAGCUGGGCCAGAGCAUCGCCAUAUCCCGCAAACGCAACCCCAAGGACAAGAAGGAGAAGGAUGUGGAUGGUUUGGGGAAGAGGAGGAAGACUAGCCAGGCUGGCCAUUCUGAAGAAGAGGAGGUUUUGAGGGGUAACCAUGAUGACAGGCCGUCCAACAGUACUGCUCUAACGGAGAGGAAGAUGAAGGAAGAGACAGCAGCUGUAGGGAACCAUAACAAAGUCAAGUCCAUGGCCACCCAGCUACUCGCCAAGUUUGAGGAGAAUGCUCCUGCAGAGUCCAAGGGCCUCAAACGACAGGGGGAUUCUCUGCCCAAUCUGGAUCUUCUUGUGGCACAGCCCCCUCCCCCGUCUCCUGCCCCCCUGGACCCCCCCAGGGAGUCUGUCUGCCUAGCUCUGGUCCCUACAUGGAGACAGGGUUCCCUGAGGAAGGAGUUUCCCCAGAACAUCGGGGGCAGUGACGUGUGCUUCUUCUGCCGGAAGCGUGUGUACGUGAUGGAGCGGCUGAGUGCCGAGGGCAAGUUCUUCCACCGUAGCUGCUUCAAGUGUGACUACUGCGGAACGACGCUUAGAUUGUCAUCCUACGCCUUCGAUGUGGAGGAUGGGAAGUUUUACUGCAAGCCGCACUACUGUUACCGCUUGUCUGGUCAGGCUCAGAGGAAGAGGCCAGCACCGACCUCUGCUCUGCUCAAUACAAAGGACAACCAGGCGUCCUUGCCCGUCAUGGUCACCGUGGACUCCCCCGGGAGGGGGGAGAUGGCAUCCCUGUCUCCCGCUGAGCGCCAGACCUCAGUCCCAGAGGUCAACGGGCUGCAGGAGCCCAGCCUGCCUAAGCGUCUGCGGGGCACGCCGGAGCGCAUCGAGCUGGAGAACUACCGUCUCUCUCUACAGCGGGAGGAAGAUCUGGAGGAGGUGCCCGAGGAGACGCUGGCUGAACACAACCUGAGCAGCGUGCUGGACAAGGACAAACACGCAGAGCUGGGCUCCAGCAGCUCUGAGUCUGACAUGGAGGAGGAGGACCAGGAGGAUGAGGACCAUGAGGAGGAGGAGCAGCAGGAGCCCCCCAGCCCCUCAGACCUGGGAGGGGUACCCUGGAAAGAGGCUGUGGAGAUCCAUGCUAAGCUGAAGACCGACAGCGACCCAGGGGCCGAGGGAGAGGACGGGGCUCAAAUUGUUAGAGACCUAAAGGUGGAGGAGGAGGAAGAUGAUGAAGAGGAGGACGAUGAGGAGGAAUCGAGUGAUGAGGGGGAGUACUGCCCGUGGGAGAGGGAGCUCCAGUCAGGCGUAUGGCUGGAGAACCUCAAAGAUGAAGAGGAUACAGACAGAUACUUGCAGAUCCAGCAAGUGCUGCAGCCUGUGGAUCCUACAGUCAUUAAGAAUAUCAGAGGAGUCUCCGUGCUGUCGGAGGGGCCUCCUGCCUCAGUCUCCCAGCCUUCCUCCACAGCCCCCGCCAACACAUCCACCCGUCAUGAGGCUGUGCGAGUCUGGUUGGAGUCGGUGUCUGGAGUAAUGGAUCAGUGCAUGUCUGUCUCUAACCACCAAUCAUGUCAUGAGACCUGUGAGGAUGAGGACCCGGAAGUAGAAGUUGGCAGCCAUGAUUUUGAGCCGGGCACCGAGAUGGAUCAGGAAGACAUUCCCUCCGACGCAGAGGCUGAGGCUCUUCUACACCAGUCAGAGAUCAGUGAAGCGUUUCCUGAAGAGGACAAGAAGUCGGAAAGUCAGGGGCUCGCAUUCAGCAUUGAACAAUCUAGUGUCAGUCCAGUGAAGUUAGUUGGGGAAGUUGUGCUCUUGCCAGUCAAACCACCAACUCCACAGCCUGAUUCACAGAUGUCUCACCCCUCUCCCUGCCUGGUCAAAUCCCCUGGCAUGCACUUUUUCCCAGAACCUUUUCCACUGGAGGACUUCACAACACCACAGAGGACAUCUCAGACUCCCAAUGCCAAGAGCCCUCCAUACCCUGCCCCCACUAUGUCCCCCAUCCGCUCCCCUGUUUGUUCCCCCGUCCAUUCCCCUAUCUGCUCCCAGCCUGUCCCACUGCUCGAAACCGUUACCACCAAAUCCCCUGUUAACUCUCCGUCAUGCUCCUGUCCCCCGACAGGGAACCCGCUGUCUCCCAUCUGUGCCCAGCCACUGCCUUGCCAAGAGCCUUCCUCAUCCCUCACCUCCGACUCCCCCGUCAGAACUCAGCCUGUCCCUGCAGUCACCUCCACGCCGCUGGUCAAACCAGCCUCAUCUGACAGGGCUAUCCCCGAGCCACAAAAAUCCCUAGACUCAUCAGACCUGGAAACCCCUGUCAAGAAGACGGACAUCAUCGAGGAGUUCUGGCUGAAGAGUGCAGAGAUCAGAAAGAGUCUGGGUCUCACCCCAAUGGAACGUAGCAGCAGCAAAUCCCCAGAGAAGAGUCCUGUUACUGUGGGUAGGGUUCCCACCCCGGACUCCUCUUCGCCUAAGUCCUACACCCCAGAGGACUUGUCGGAGCAGCUUUCCCCCUUCACCGGCCGCUCGGUAAUCCGCAGGCUGAACAUUACAGUGGAGGGCCAGGUCAUCUCCCCUGUGGAGCCCAAGAGCAAAGCCACGGAUCAAAGGGACCUAAGCAGCAGCUCUGGCCUGGGCCUCAAUGGUAGCACGACCACCAGCCAGACCAGCCAGGCAGCCAGCGACAGUUACAACACCUCCGACUCCACCAUGCUCACCCCGCCCUCCAGCCCCCCGCCGCCCCCACCCAACGAGGAGCCAGCCACCCUAAGGCAGCAGGAGAAGCAUCAUGUCUCCUGGAACAAUGGGAUCGAUGGCCCCACUACACCUGAGCCAGCCAAGGCAGCACCCACCAAGAUCAAGAGCCCUGUGCCUGUACCGAGGACCCAACUCAGCCCUGUGUCUGUGCCCAAGCCUGCCCCCAGGGCUACACUGGUCACGUCACCAAUCACAGCUCCGGUCAAUGCUCCUGUGGUGACCAUGAGACGGGAGAAGAGCAUCAAACCACGUCGGGAGGAGGUGAGGAAGUCAUUUGUGGAAUGCGUGGCAGAGAUCCCGUUUGCAGACGAUGUGGAGGACACGUAUGACGAGCGGACGCCAGACACAACCAUGGACAGGUUCUACACCCCACCCACAAGCAGGCCCAACAGGGAGAGGGAGAAACCUCCUCUUCACUUGGCCCUGGCUAUGGAGAAUGGAACAGCCAAUUUCCCCGGGAACCAGCAGGCCUCAAAAAACCAUAAGGCCCAGCAGUUCUCCCCUGAGGCCAAGGAAAUAGCUGAAGAGCGGAUGAGAGCCAGAGAGAAGUCAAUCAAGAGCCAAGCUCUAAAAGAUGCUAUGGCCAAGCAGCUCAGCAAGAUGAAAGAGACGGACAUGGCCAAGGGCUCUGCCACCACUGCUAAAGUGGUGUGGAACGUGGCCUCAUCAGAGACAUCCGGAAAAAGUACUAAGAAGCUGUCCGGCUCGCCAAAGACAUCUGCGGUGAUUGCUCUGGAGUCAAAGAAGGCGGAGACAUUGCCAGAGCUUUUCUUCAGCAUUCAGGUUAACAAGAGUCUGGACGGCUCGACUGUCUCCUCUGACGGCUCCGCCUCGGGAGGCAAGAGCAAGAAGCGCAGCUCCCUUUUCUCGCCACGCAAGAACAAGAAGGAGAAGAAAGCCAAGAACGAGAGCCGGCUCUCCUACAAGCACGGUGCAGACGAGACGCCGUCGCCUCCCAAACACAAGUCCCUGUGGAAGGCAGUGUUCUCGGGGUACAAGAAAGACAAGAAGAAGAAUAAGGAUGACAAGUCGUGUCCCAGCACGCCGUCCAGCUCUACCACCAAUGACUCAGGGAAGAAGAGAUCAUCUCCUCUCGGGAGGUCAUCAGAUUUGAAGUCGCGCCGAAACCGGAGCUUCUCUGAGGACUCAGAUCUGUCAUGUGAUGAUGUGCUGGAGAGGUCGUCCCUGAAGUCUAAGGCAGAUUCUGUUUAUGUCCCUCACGCAUUGGCGUUCAAGAGAGCGUACGCCACGAAGAAAACCUACACAGAGGAGGAGCUCAAUGCCAAGCUGACACGGAGGGUACAGAAAGCUGCCCGGCGACAGGCCAAGCAGGAGGAGUUGAAGAGGCUGCACAGAGCCCAGAUCAUCCAGAGACAGCUGGAGCAGGUGGAGGAGAAGCAAAGACAGCUGGAGGAGAGGGGCGUGGCCGUGGAGAAAGCCCUGCGAGGGGAAGCAGACUAUUGGGGAGAGUCUAAUUACAGUGAAAUCAUGGACUUGCAUCUGGGCGUUGAGCCCUUUGUCGGGACCCCUCGCCGAAGACCUAUCUCCUUCUGUCCCUGCUGUUCCUCUGAAGGGAUGGGCAAAAAGGACGACCCCAAGCUCAUGCAGGAGUGGUUCAAACUGGUCCAGGAGAAAAACGCCCUGGUGCGAUACGAAUCUGAGCUGAUGAUAUUUGCACGAGAACUGGAGCUGGAGGAUCGCCAGAGUCGACUGCAGCAGGACCUGAGGGAACGAAUGGCAAUUGAAGACCACAUGAAGACGGAGGUAGAGCUGGCGCAGGAGAAGCACAUCCUGAAUGAGAUGCUGGAGGUGGUGGAGCAGAGAGACUCCCUGGUAGCCCUCCUGGAGGAGCAGAGGCUCAGUGAGAAGGAGGAGGACAAGGACCUGGAGUCUGUCAUGCUCUCCAAGGGCUUCAACCUCAACUGGGCCUGAGGAGGAGAGACUAAACUCACCAUCCACCGUAACUCAGAUAAUACACUACCCCUACUCUGUGUCAGGGCUCAGUGAAGGCCCAAGCCACGGUCUCAUGCUCGGUCCCAGAUAACCCAGCAGAGAAUGUGUGCAGAAUGGAGUUGUUCCAUUACGGCUCCUCUGUUGGAGCAGUCUAUAAUGUUUACAUAUCUACCCUGCCACCAGCCAGGCAUCAUUACCUCCAGUGAUAUCUCCCCUCACUAUCAAAUCACGGUGGGAGGAGCAACUACAUCCUGGACUUUCUCAGAACUUCAGAAGUUCUUGGAGCGGUUCUCCAGAAUGGGGAACAAUGUUUUAUUAUUUAUUUUAAUCUCAAACACGCAAAGGGAAGAAACAGGUUAGGUCCUGCUGAUGUAAAGGAAUUCAAUGUAUGAUACCUGUUUCAAUGUACUACAUGUGUAGAACAUGACAUAUUAGCAAAGCGGGGGUUUUAGAUGAGGGUAGGCCCUUGACCUAUUGACUGUUACAGGGUUUCUGUGGGAAGGGGAGGAGUGGUCUCACUCUCAUUCUAUCAGUCUCAACCUAACCUCAUAACAUACUCUGCAUUGUGACUGCUGACUGGGGAGGGACAUCCUCUCCUUUAGCUGCCUUUCACUCCAAUUACACAUUGGCUUCCACAUUCUGAGGAGCCAAUAAGGAUGAGACUCUAAAAGUCCCAUAAUUUUUUUGCACAGAGAGUCAACACUAAGGAUCAAUGGAAUCUGGUCACUUGGUUGUUUUGUAUUUAUUCGCUUGGUUUUGAUAGAGAACCUGAAUGAACUGAUUUGGGUAUUUUCCGUGUUCACGGAGGAGAGUGCCUGAACUGGAGGCUCGACGGGUUGCACAUGUGCUCUCUUUAUAACAUUGACUGCAAGGAAAUCAACUCAAAACUCCAUCACCAAGAAAAAUAUCCUGCGUUGACUCUGAAAGUUGUGCUGGUGUGAAUAGUUAACCUGCCUAGAUUCAUUGACACAUGUACACUUCAGCAAGCAACCCACUUGACACAUCUCUUGGUGUCCUAGUUCUGAGCUAUCAUGUGGCUUCUCCAUACCAUGCCAUUCACCAUAAAUCACACUGAUAUUUCAUUUUAUAAUCAGUAGCCCUUAUUCAAUACUAAUUGGCAUAUACCAUGAAAUGUCCUCGGUGUAGGUAAACAGUGGAGAGAACAACGUUAGGGGCAGUGUCUUAUUGGGCUUACACAGUAUCAAUACAUUGUGUUAUCAUAAUACCAUAAGUGAACUGACAUCACUAACUGGUGUCAUGAGACACUUGCGUCAGUGGAUAUGCUUCAAUAUGGAAGUUCUAAACCACAGAACUCUGGCUUCGCUAUCCCUGGGGCUGAGGUACAUUACCUGCUUUGGAGCAAGAUGCCCUUUUCCCUUCUGUUUUAAUAUUUUAGUUUUCUUUUUAGGGUUUAAACUUUUAUGUAUCCCACCAGAGGUACAUUUCUAUAUUGUGUUUUUUGGUAAAAUCCUUUCAUACAACUACAGGUUGUCAAACAGCAGUUAUGAGUAGAAGUGGAGACAGGAAGGUUGCUCUAAACCACUUCUAUUCUGUCAGUCACAGGAGCAUGUGCUUUUGUUUGGCAUUUGACCUUAUUAGCAUUUCUGCCAAACUGUAAAUCUCUGGUUGGUCACAGUUUUAUAUAUUUUUCUGCAUUGAUAGAUACAUACACUGAGAAUUUGUGUAAGAAUUAAACGGAGCUGUGAAUACAAAAAAGUUACAUAAUUUCAAGGCUGGUUUAGAUGGUGUGUGAUAAGUUUGACAGAUUUUAUUGAUAUUUAUAAACAUGUGUGCAAAAAUGUAUCAUAUGUAAAGAAAAAUGAAUCAAUUUUUAAAACUGUAUGUUGACACACACGACAAAUAUGUAAAUGCUGCUUAAUUUAGCCAAAAUGCAUAGGGUGUUGGAUGUAUGCUGAAACGGCAAUAAAGCAAUGCAGUUGUUCAUUUAGAAACGCAUGUCUCCUUUUAUGUGUAGGCUUCUGUAUAAACUUACUACAACUAUGAUUAUGAUAGAAAUGUGAAUAUUCACCAUAUUAAUGACUGUCCUGCAUAGUAGGCUUCCCCCUGUCAAUUCCACGGUCUAUUCCAGAACUAGCACACCUGAAGAAAAGCUGAUCUUGAUUAUUUGCCCAAUUCAAACCAAGAGUGCUUCUUUUAUGGCAUAUUAAAUAAGUGCAACGUUCUCAGAAUCUUCCCAACAUGACAGUAUGUGUUACAUGAACCUGGCGACAAAUUAAUUAAAGGAUGUUUUCACUUUUACUGUACGACAAGGGCAAAACCUGGCAUUUAGUUUCUUCACACACUGACAGAUUUGAUCCACUUGCCGGUUGAAAACUCCGAUAUUUCUGUGUAUCCAGUAUUCCAACGGGGUCAUAUCUGUAACAUCCGACUGGAUGUCUGCAGACGAGACCAUUUUUU